GCACGAAGCAGGCUUGUUAGGCUUAGGCCUCUUUGUGUUUGACUUUAAAGUGUGACGGUUUUGGUUUAGUGCUUGCCAUUCAUCAUGUUCACCGGAACCAAAACAGUAUCUAGCCCCAGCGCCGCGCGUGCAGCGUCUCCGCAAGUGGGCGUUGGGGAUCCCGACCACGCAGCGCUCACUUUGACGGGACACUCUCCAGUGAAGUCGAGCGUGUUCAGUUUUGACCAGCUUAGCGUAAGUCCGGAAGUUGACCAAGUGCAAGUGCCAAUGCUGGCACGCACCACCGGUGCGUUGGAUGGUUUGAGCCCGGGUGUGUUGAAAGCCGUACAACGCGUCAAGGACAAGGCGAGCAAGGGGAAGAAUGCGAAGCAGAAGGUAUAUAUAACUCUCUGUUGUCGACGACUUCCCUUUGUUUUUCGACUUUACAGGAGCCACACACAUGUUCUAACGAUACACAUGCGGAGCGCAAACCACAUAGAUGAAACCUCCAAACUUCUCCUAACUAUCGGCAGUCGACCUCGCCCGCGAAGCAGCGACCAUCACCUGCAGUGGAUUUGGUCUCUGUUGCAGAAGCGGCGACAGCGCGUGCGCAGGCAGCGGAGCGCAUUGCGGAAGUUCAACGCGGGGUCAACAAGAAGGCCUGCACGAGAAUAGCAAUCGUGGGCGCAGGCCCCGUGGGGCUUUGGCUCGCACUCCUCCUGUGCCGACACUACUAUCCGAAGGGAAAGGAGCACCUACUCGCAAGUCAAAUCGCUGCUGGCUUUUUCCGCUCGAAAAAACGAGGAAAAUCGGAAGGGGGAGCAGGGAACAAGGACAAGAAGGGGAAGGAGGAAAAGAAGUCUGAGAAUGCACUGGAUCUCGACAGUGGGCGAGACAGUAGUCCGGAACACGCACGGAUGCGCGAUGAGCUGGAGAAGCUCUUUCGCAGUACUGUGGCGCAAAUCGAACACCAACGGACAGACACGCCAGGAGCACACUCGAACGCCAUUAGCAGUCCCCUUCGCACCACCGGCGAUUUGCAGCAAAAUGCGAUACAGCCACCACUCGUGAUUUCGCAAUCGCGUCCCCAAAGCCGGAGCACGCAACGAGUCACGACGCCGGCGCGCGGAGCGAGAAGAAACAAGGAAGAGAACAACAAAACACCAGAACCAUCCGAGAGCGGGAGUACCUCCUCUCCAUCAAAAGUAGCAGACAGCCCGAUUGGCGCCGCCACGGUGGCCGAUGGCCUCUUUCCGCGCGGCCGGUCGAUUAAUCCCCGCCGGGCGCGCAGCAUGUCCCUUACCAACAGUAAGCUGAAUUUCGGCGCGGACCAGAAUCACCUCCUCCGUAUCCACAUUUACGAAAAGCGGCCCUACAAGCAGCACGGGACGCGGAGCAUUUUACUGGCGCUGUCGACGCAGACCGAGGGUUUGCUGCUUCGCCACUUGAGUAAAUCGACGCGCGGAUGGUCGCCCUGUGCGCCGCUGGCGGAGUUGGAAAAAACGCUUCGGCAGGAAUUGGAGAAGUUCUGGUGGCCGAUCGUGAAGUUCCACUGGCAUACCCCCGUGGAUCUGGACAUGAAGAUCUUCGACGUCGUGAAGAGCCGGUGGGAAGACUCGUUCUUUGAAAACAACCAAGAACAGAAGUUCGCAGGAAACAACGAGGACGAGGAAAAUGAACAUACAUCAACAGGCAGUCGCGCCUUGGACGCGAUUCGUCGAAAAAACCAACGCGCGGGAUCUUCCAUCGAGCCGUCUAAUCCGCCUGGGUUUCACAUCAACGGCACCACGUUUGACGCGGCUUUUGUUUGCUCGGGGAAGAGCGCAGUGUCUCACUUGCAUAAGAAGAUGAACCUCACUAAAGCAACGAUUUUGAGCUACAGAAAGCGAGGGGCAGUAGUUCCAAAAAGUCUAGCUGUCGUCGCGAAGCAGGCUAGCGCGGAGGCCGCGGCGGGUACUAGUACUAACGGGAGUAGUUCCUCCGCAUCUUCGAUAUUUGCAACCGGCACGGGGAGCAGUGCAACGGCAUCUCCGUCGAAAGGGACAACGACGGGAGCUGUGGUACCGGUGGAGCAGGAUCUCACGGAGUUCCGUUCCAUCCAGGAUCGGAAAUACAACAAUUCUUUGUUGCGCAACGAGAACAUCAUCAUCCGCGAGCUCGGCACGUACGGCUGGGUGUGGCUGCUGCGGUACGAAAAGCAAAUCUUCAAACGCACAAAAGACGUGAGUGGUAGUCCAAACGCAAAAGGUGGUACUGGAGCCGCAGGUUCAAGCAGUCCGUCCCACGCGGUUACCAGCAAAAAUCAUCAGGCGAAGACAAGCGCGGCGGGAAAGAAGUCCCUGAGAAAGAUGUCAGCAGCGGCGGCGGACGAUCAUGCAGAUGGGAGCAGCCGAGAGCAGCAACAAGAGAUUGGCGAUACUAGUGCAGGGGCAACGGGCGGCGCAGAUGGAAACGGUGACGGGGAGGAGUUAGACGAGGUCGCUGCGGCGCUCGGUGAAGGCGACGAGUCGCAGCCACAGAGAAAGCACUUCCAGAGCUUCGCCGAGAUGGCUUCGUCGGGUUUUGUGGACACGGACACGGGCGACCCCUUGUUUCUCGCGAUGGAAAGCAGCAUCGACUAUGAGAAGGCGUUCGGAAUCACCGUCAAUGUUACCGAGGCGAACCACUGGGGGCUGCGGCUCGCACCGCGACAGAACAACGCCCAUGUUGCGACUUCUGGCCCUUCCCCCGGACGAGGCACCUCACCGUCACCGAAACGCGCUGGUGGAGAUCAUGGAAACAGUAGCUCUUCCCCAAAAAGAAACGGCUCCCAGUCGCCGAAGCGCGGCGAUGCAUCCUCGCCGAGCAACAAGUUUCAAGGUGUGUUGCCGGAUAUUGUUCUGACGCUACCGCGCGCAGAAAAACCAAGCUCCUCCGGCGGCGAAUCGGAAGAGGACGCGAAGGAGAACCAGACUACGGACAACGAGCCUCAGCAAAACACGGUGGUCUGCUUCGCUGGUGAUGCGUUGUGCGGAAAGCCCUUCUACCUCGGGACCACGCUGCAGUUUCAUCUGCACGACAUGAAUUUUCUGGUGUCUAACGUGAACUGGCAAAAGGGUGCAGCUUUGUCUCCGUUGGACUUUCGCGCUUACGAGUCCCGCAUGCGGGACACCAUUCAGGGGUUUUUGACUCAGAAGAGCAACAGCGUUCUUUCCACGUCAGCAAACGGGGGAAAUUCCUCGUCGCCGGGCAAAUCUUCUGCCGCAGACGGGAGUCCCAGCGCGUCGGGCAAGCACGGAGCAAAGGGGAAAAAUGACCAAAAGAGCUCCUCCUCGCCGUCGGGUAGGUCCUCAAGUAGAACCAGCAAAAACAACCUACUCGGGUAUGAGGUGGUUGCCGAAGGAGAAGAUAGCGCGCAACGAGUACACAAACUUCCACAGGUCUCAAUGCUCAGCGUCGCAGCGGACGGGAGCGUCCGGGAAGAAAAGUCUGCAGACGCUCCUGCAAGCGGGAGCUCAACAGCGUUUCCCUUCGACGCUGCAAAAAAUCUUGCCGAAAAUGAUUCUUCAGCCGUGCCGGGCGCCCCCCCACAAUCGCCCGUGCACCUUUCCGUUUCUGCUCACGACCAUCAGCACGUGCCUGGUGCUGGUGCCUCCUCUUCCUCCGCGCUUCCAUCUGUUUACUUCAACCCACUGUCUUCAUCCACGACCCACUCGGGGGGACUAGAUAAGGUCGACGGUAGUUCUUCUUCUGCAGUUUCCACCGCUGCAAGAAAGAAAAACCAGGAUGACGUGGAUUCCGUUCCUGAUGCUGCAGAAUGGAGUGGAGGUGAAAACCAGAACAAUGGAGGUACCAGCAGCCGUUCAGUACUUGUAAUCGACGGCGCGAACUCUAACUCACUGAUGAAGAAGGUGUACCACGGCCGAGGGAGUGCUGGAGGUGGCAGCAGCAGCGCCAGCAGUUCGGCAGCGGAAAACGCGUCUACCACUGAUACGGACGUGCCAUCAUCCUCCGCAUCCAGUGCGAGCGGCUCAAGUUCAAUGACGCUACCUUUGCCAUCGAGAAGAACGCCAACAGAGGCGAGUCACGCGACGGAACCGGAUAAUCGUAAAAGUUCUGCUGUCAAGUCUGGGCAUGAUAGAAAAGGAGCUGCUCAUGCUGAUGGUUCAGACGACAAGGGCGCAAAACUGACAGUGGCAAAUUCGCACGCAGCCGUCGGAGAAGAAAUGGAGCAACGACAAAAUUUUGGCUACGCCGCGGGGCAAGAAACAGAGUCAACGACCCAGGUGCUCAAUUCCAUUUUGGAGGCAAGAAAAGCGGACCAACCUUCGCGGUGGAUUGGGUCGCACGCGCAGAGCCCACACUCUCCGUUAGAUUUGGCCACUGGCUCUAGUACACCGGGUGGAACAAGCGGCACUUCCUCCCGUACGGGUAAUCUGUCGCGUGGAGGCCCACGUGCGCGCAAGUCCUCUAUUUUUGCGACCGACGAUGACAAACACUUACGGUCUGAUGCGGAUGCGGCUCGCCAAGAUUUGCAAUCCCGGGGGACUACGAGAGCGUUUGCCGCAGCACAAGCUACAACUGCAGAAGUAACCGCAAACGACUCUGCCAGCUCGCCGUACAGUUCUUCGGCGAUUCCACUCAGCCGGAAUCGCCCCCGGGAAGCAGCUUUCGCGUUGAAUCGAUCGCUAAACUCACCCUUGUACUCCGCCUUCGCCAGCCAGCUCGCUCAGCUCCGGGCGGACAAGAGCAGUCCGCAACCCGAGCAGUACUCCGCGUCAGCGUCGCCGCCGCGGAAGAAGCCUGGGUUUCUGCAGAUGGGAGACAGCGGAGACCUGAUGAAGGACCUCAUGCUGCCGUCGCAUUCGCCGGGAACCAGCAACUCCGCCUCACCGACGAAGAAACGAAUUCGAGCCCUGGCAGACGUGGUGACGGAGGUUCAGGCGCGGCACAAACUGGCGGAAGACGACCCGAUCCACAAGCGGAAUGAGGACUUUCUCGGUCAGUUCUUCUUGAAAAAAUAAUUGUAGAAGAUACAGGUAUGUGAUAUUCCGCCCAGAAUUUAUCAAGGAAGGAGCUUCAGGAAAAAUCAUCGCUUGUUUCGGGAUCUGGGAAGCCGCCCAUCAACAUGAAUUAUCGAAAGCUUCAUAGCGAUAGAAAUAAUCAAUCCAAGAUACAACUAAGGCGAUUUUUCGCAGCGAUGAGGCGAUCAAGUAUUUCAAACCCCUCCAAACCUUCUUAUUCUUAAGAGAAGAUGAUGCAGUGUGCAGCUUUUUCGCAAAGAUCGAACAAAUGUAUGUAAAACAGUGUACGAGUUUACGUUGUCGUGUUUCUGUUUGUGAUAUUUGGAUCAAUGCUAUUGUUGUUGCUUCUCCUUCUCAGACUCUCCUCAUUCAGGUUGAAAUCACAAAGG
Amoebophrya sp. A120 is the source of this 5371-nucleotide messenger RNA. The record is from the annotation of a GenBank genome assembly. NCBI's taxonomy places the organism in Eukaryota, Dinophyceae, Syndiniales, Amoebophryaceae.